This is a messenger RNA of Formica exsecta, 2351 nucleotides long. It is a transcript of the gene Marcal1, whose product is annotated as SWI/SNF-related matrix-associated actin-dependent regulator of chromatin subfamily A-like protein 1. The transcript has 12 exons. Bases 251 to 2263 code for a protein of 670 amino acids. Gene Ontology annotation, biological process: DNA repair; replication fork processing. NCBI's taxonomy places the organism in Eukaryota, Metazoa, Arthropoda, Insecta, Hymenoptera, Formicidae. Gene Ontology annotation, molecular function: ATP-dependent chromatin remodeler activity; ATP binding. Gene Ontology annotation, cellular component: nuclear replication fork. The record is from RefSeq and is a predicted model, not a curated record.
GUCACCCUCUCCUCAUUGGCUUCAACCACGCGACAUUACACAUUACACUUCGUCCCUAUCGGUCCCUAUAUUUCUUUGUCCGUGUUAAUAACACAAUAAUGUAGUUUUAUUUCUGUUUCAUGCACGAUACACACACAAAUACACACAUAUUUACAGAAUAUAAAACUAUCUUGUUUUGAUAUGAAGAAACAAAAUAUAUUUAUUUUUUGUAGUUAUUGAAUGCAUCAGAAAAAAGGAUAUAAAGGACAAAAUGGAUAAAAAAUGUUCGCCUGAAGAAAUUGAAAAGAAGCGUUUGUUGGCAUUGCAAAGGAGGCAACAAGCCCAACUGAAAACACAAACUACACCCACAAAUAGUCCAAUACAACAACUAAGAUGUAACGAUAGUACAAACGUUUUGAGACCAAAUAAAUCGAAUAACCGUUUCAAUCCUAUAGAAGCAAAGAACUUUUUUAGUCGAACUUCGGUUUUAACAGGCAAAUGUUAUAUGAUUAGCAAUGAAAGAUUUGCGUUAGAAACAUCUUCGUUUGUACCUGCAAUUAUUGAAACAUUCAAAACAUUACCAAGUAGAGCAUAUGAUGUAAAAUCUAGAACAUGGAAUUUUCAUAUCAACGAUUAUGACAGUUUAAUGGAGAAACUGAUGCAUCAUGAGCCUAAUAUAUCUGUUACAAGAAUACCACAGACUAUUCUGCAGAUAUUUAAAAAAAGCUUAAAGUCAGAACAGGAAAAUAUACUCAAACAAGAUCUAACAAAAAUUGAUAAAAAAUUAACAGACUGUUUAAUGCCGUUUCAACAAGAUGGCAUCUGUUUUGGUAUAUCAAAAGGUGGUCGUUGCAUGAUUGCAGAUGAUAUGGGAUUGGGGAAAACUAUACAAGCGUUAGGCAUAGCACAUUACUUUCAAGAAAGUUGGCCACUUUUAAUUGUAGUUCCGUCAUCAGUUAGGUAUCAGUGGUCUGAAGCGAUAUAUCAAUUCUUACCAUCUAUACCUAUGCAUUAUGUUCAUCAUUUCGCAAAUGCAAGAGAUUGUAUUGGAGAUGAUAAAAUCACUAUAACUUCAUACGAUCUAUUAGUGCGAGCUGUAGAUACUUUUGAGAAAUAUGUAUUUGGAUUUGUUAUUCUGGAUGAAUCUCACGUGUUGAAGAGUAAUAAGACUGCUAGAUUUCAAGCUGCUCAACGGAUAUGUGCCCAUGCACGUCAUGUUGUACUGCUCACUGGGACUCCGGCUUUGUCAAGGCCAAUUGAAUUGCAUUCUCAAAUCAAUCUGAUUUUACCACGUUUUAUAAGGUAUGAAGAUUAUGGUAUACGAUACUGCGCAGGGCAGAGGAAUAUAUUUGGAUGGGACUUUACAGGUUCCUCAAAUAUGCAAGAAUUACAAUUGUUGUUAAAGGCUACUUGCAUGAUUCGAAGGUUGAAAGCUGAUGUGUUAAACCAGUUGCCAUCUAAGAUAAGGCAAGUGAUUAUUUUAGAUCCAGUUUUGAUCAAAAGUCGUAAGCGAAUGAACGAGAUGUCAAAACAAUUACAGGCAAAUAUUACAAAUUUGGAGAGGCAAAGUACUUUAUUGCAAUAUUAUACCGAAUCUAGUUUUGCAAGACUAAAAGCAGUAUGCAAUUACGUUACCACUUUAUUUGAAAAUAAGAGGAAAUGCCUUUUGUACGCUCAUCAUAAAAAUAUUUUGGAUGCCAUUUGCAACGUUGCUGAAUCUAUGAAGAUAAAAUAUAUAAGAAUAGAUGGCAGAACUAAUCCGGAGCAGAGAAAACAUCAGAUCGAUAAAUUUCAGGAACGGGAUGAUUACUUGGCAGCAGUUUUAUCAAUUACUGCUGCAAACGCAGGUGUUACAUUAACGGCCGCGCAUCUCGUGGUCUUUACUGAAUUAUUCUGGAACCCUGGUAUUUUAUGCCAGGCAGAAGACAGAGUGCACAGAAUCGGGCAAAACGAUAACGUUAUAAUCCAAUACUUGGUGGCGAAAAACACCGCAGACGAUUACAUAUGGCCUUUGAUAAAAAAGAAAUUGAAUGUUCUGAAUGCGGCUGGUCUCGAUCAAGAUUUAUCGAUAGACAAUGUUGGCAUCACGGCACAGAAAGAACAUGGACAACAAGAUCUGACUUCCUUUAUGGAUAUCUCUUUAUCGCCAGGAGAGCAGUCGCAAUCACAGGAAGAAAAGAAUGAUUCAGUUUCAGAAGCAUCUGCCUCCACAAACGAUUUUAAACAAUUACUCGAAAUUGAUGAAGAAUAUUUCGAUUCCUGCAAUUGGGAUGAUAUUGCUUGAUUGUGUAAUGACUAUAUUAAAUGUUUUCUAUUUUCUAUAAAAAAAAAACUUUAUUAUGUUAAAAAAAUAAAGAUCUAUUUCCCUCAGA